AUGUCUGCCAAAAUAGCCAAAACCAUAGCGAGGCAGAAGGAAAAGAUUGCCGAGGGUAACUUCUACGAAGCCCACCAGCAACUUCGAGUGAUCACGUCGAGAUAUCUCAAAUCCUCGGACUACACAUCUGCCCGCGACGUUCUGUACAACGGUGCUCUCCUCUUGCUCCGCGCCGGCCAGGGUGGAUCGGGCGGCGACUUGGCCUUGAUGCUCUUGAACGAUGUCUACGUCAAGGGCGAGUUCGAUUGCACCGACGAGAACAAGAAGAAGCUGCUGGAGAUACUGCAUGCAUUCCCUCCCGAGGAGCCCACGAGGAAGAGAUUCAUUAACGAGAUGGUUGGUUGGUCAAGUAAGUUCGGGGACUUGGAUAGAGGGGACCCUGAGAUUCACGACCAGGUUGGACGAGUACUCGCCGACGGUAUGCCCUACUCGACCAUGUUCAUCCCCUGUACAGAACGGACACUAAAGACUCGAGCAGAAGGCGAAGUAUAUGAUGCAGAACGGCAUCUCGUUCUGGGAACCGCCUCGUCGGCUCCGAUCCUGGCGUCCUUACAUUACAACUGGUACAGUGUCGACCAACCGCACUUGGCGGGAAUCUACGCCUCGCGCUCUGUCCUGCCGUACUUGCUGGUUGGAAAUCUUGCUUCAGCCAACUCUGCACUCAGCACCUUCACCUCGCAUUUGACAACGUCCAACCCCCACCUGCUUGCCAUGUCGCAACCCAUAGAGUCGAGCAAAUCCGGGUUGAGUCUACGGAUCUUCCCUAGCAUCCCUCUGCUAAAUUUCUUGAGCUUACUGCUUCUGGCGGCACAGAAAGGCGACGCCAGCUUGUUCCGGCAACUGUCCAAGUACUACGCACCCCACCUGAAGGACGCCGAGGGCCUUUGGAGCGAUGCGCUAAGCAGUAUUGGCGAGGUGUGGUUUGGGAUCAAGAUUCCCCGGCAGGGUGGCAACCCGCUCUUUGACAUGAUGGGAAGCAUGCUCUUCGGUGGCGGCGAGGGUGGUCAAGGGAGGGGGAAUACGCCGAGAUCGAACACGCCGAAACCUCUGACAGGGCCCAAGAAGGAAAUCGAGAAGCCUCCCGCCAUGGAUCUGGACUGA
Molecule: messenger RNA, 1101 nt
Organism: Exophiala spinifera
Lineage: Eukaryota; Fungi; Ascomycota; Eurotiomycetes; Chaetothyriales; Herpotrichiellaceae
Exons: 2
Coding region: 1-1101 (366 amino acids)
Biological process (GO): protein insertion into ER membrane
Cellular component (GO): cytosol; TRC complex
Molecular function (GO): protein binding
Source: RefSeq, a predicted model, not a curated record